Molecule: messenger RNA, 1329 nt
Organism: Talaromyces marneffei
Lineage: Eukaryota; Fungi; Ascomycota; Eurotiomycetes; Eurotiales; Trichocomaceae
Exons: 7
Coding region: 1-1329 (442 amino acids)
Biological process (GO): proteolysis
Molecular function (GO): metalloaminopeptidase activity
Source: RefSeq, a predicted model, not a curated record
AUGGCUGCGCAAGCUAGUGAGGAGCUAGAGAAGCUCAAAUUGAACGGCCAGAAUGGCCAUGCUCAAGAACAAGUAAGCGCUGCAGAUGAGGCUGCAGACAACGACGAUUCGGAGGACGAUGAGAAGGAGGAAGAAGGUGGUGCUGAGGGUGCUGCUACUGGAGCGGCAAAGAAAAAGAAGAAGCGCAAGCCCAAGAAAAAGAAGAAGGGCGGUGCUAAAAAGCAAUCCUCCCCCCCUCGUGUCCCCAUCUCAGAACUAUUCCCCAACAAUCAAUACCCCGAAGGUGAAAUCGUCGAGUACAAGGACGAGAACAACUACCGCACCACCAACGAAGAGAAACGAUAUCUCGACCGCAUGAACAACGAUUUCUUGCAGGAAUAUCGCCACGGAGCCGAAGUACACCGACAAGUCCGCCAGUAUGCGCAAAAGAACAUUAAACCCGGACAGACCUUGACCGAGAUCGCGGAGGGCAUUGAAGAUGCCGUUCGUGCUUUGACGGGUCAUCAAGGUUUAGAAGAAGGAGAUAAUAUAAAGGGUGGAAUGGGUUUCCCUUGCGGUCUCAGUAUUAACCACUGCGCCGCUCAUUAUACGCCUAAUGCAGGCAACAAGAUGGUCCUGCAACAGGGGGAUGUUAUGAAGGUUGAUUUUGGUGCUCAUAUCAAUGGUCGGAUUGUUGACAGUGCUUUUACGAUGACUUUUGAUCCAGUCUAUGAUAAUCUUUUGGCUGCUGUCAAGGAUGCUACCAACACCGGUAUCCGGGAAGCCGGUAUCGAUGUCCGAAUGAGCGAUAUUGGAGCAGCCAUCCAAGAGGCUAUGGAGAGUUACGAAGUCGAGAUCAACGGAACCACAUACCCAGUCAAGGCAAUCCGUAACCUGAACGGACACAAUAUCGAGCAACACAUCAUCCACGGUGGCAAGAGUGUCCCCAUCGUCAAGGGUGGUGAUCAAACCAAGAUGGAGGAAGGCGAAGUUUUUGCCAUUGAGACCUUUGGAAGUACCGGAAAGGGUUAUGUGCGAGAUGAUAUGGAAACAUCCCACUACGCCAAAGUUUCAAACGCUCCGAGCGUGUCACUUCGCUUGUCCUCGGCAAAGAACUUGUUGAAUGUUAUUAACAAGAACUUCGGCACAUUACCAUUCUGUCGUCGAUAUCUUGAUCGACUUGGUCAAGACAAGUAUCUCCUGGGAUUGAAUAAUCUAGUAUCCGCUGGAAUUAUCCAGGACUACCCACCACUGUGCGAUAUAAAGGGCUCCUAUACCGCCCAAUAUGAACAUACCAUUGUACUCCGGCCAACGGUAAAAGAAAUUAUAAGUCGUGGCGACGAUUACUAA